AUGAUAAUCAGCAGCAGCAGAAGAAGCAGAACAGAUAAUAAAUCGCAUUAUGUUGUGAGGAAUUUUUCUUCUGAUGAUAAUAAUAGGGCGACAGAUAAUAAUUCGCACUAUGUGGCUAGGAAUUCUUCUUCUGAUGAUAAUAAUAGGGCGACAGAUAAUAAAUCGCAUUAUGUGGCGAGGAAUCGGAAUUCUUCUUCUGAUGAUUGCGUUAAGUCGCCUUGGCUUAUGCUCCCCCCCUUUGUGGAAUGCGGAGGCAACAUGUUAUACAAUUUGGCAGAAUCCAAAAUAGAGAGAUUAAGAUCAACAUUGGAUGGAGAUGAUAUUGAUGCCAAAUUUGUGGGUUCGUCUCACGGCUGGAUAGUUGUGCUGAACCGGUCCAACCAUGGGCUACUCCUCUGGAACCCCAUCACUCAGGUACGCAUAAACCUUCCAUCCCUCCUCACCUUGCCCGAUCCCCAAAUUAACUGUUGUGGGAUCGUAUCCAAGCUCAUACUCUCCUGCUCCCCCGACCAAGAUGUAGAUCAAUGUCGUGCCAUGAUGAUUUUUGGGCCCCUUGACAGGCUGGCUUUCUGCCAGCCCGGCCGCAGCACUCACUGGACCCCCAUUGGACAUUUGUAUUGGUAUAAGAACUUGUAUUGGGAGGCAGACGACGACGACGACGAAGACCAUGCCAGGCGGUACGCCGAUUGCGUCUAUUCCACCACACAAAAACUAUUCUUCUGUUAUGUCAUGUGGAGAUUGGAGUGUUGGGAUCUUGGGGACCUCGAGUGCCCCAGAAUUUGUUGGUCGGAGAUUGUAUGUUAUACGCCUGGGCUUGCUAGUGAACAAGAGACGAUGGCUCUCUCUUUUACCACUGCGAGUUAUCCGAAUGUGAUGAUACAGAAAUUCCUUGUGGUGGCAGAGGAGAUGAAUCAGCUUUUCCUCUUGGAUCGGCACGUAUGCUUACGGAUGGGCCCUGACGGUACCUAUCAUCCGCUUAUCUACUUUGGCAAGUAUAGGGGAUGGGAUGACCACUUCCCUCACCAAACCUUUGCUUUCGAUGCUUUCAAAAUAGACUAUAUUUCGGCACAGCUUAUUAAGACUAGCAUGGAGGGUUCUUUGGAUGGGCUAGCAAUGUUUAUUGGCAAGAACCACUCAUUUGCCAUCUCCACACCAACCACCCAUGGCCUAGAAAAAGAUUGUAUUUACUUUACUGACACAAAUAGACACCAGCCUCCAGUGGGCUCCACCUAUGGGGGCCACGAUAUCGGUAUUUAUCACUAUGCGACCAGAACAUUUUCUGAUUGCUUUUAUCCACGCAACACCAACAAAAUAAAGAAGAUUGUGCCUGCACCCAUGUGGUUUACUCCCAACGAGAGCACACACUAA
Messenger RNA from Striga hermonthica, 1368 nucleotides. The record is from the annotation of a GenBank genome assembly. Lineage: Eukaryota; Viridiplantae; Streptophyta; Magnoliopsida; Lamiales; Orobanchaceae.